Messenger RNA from Dreissena polymorpha, 4183 nucleotides. Its product is annotated as zinc finger protein Xfin-like. NCBI's taxonomy places the organism in Eukaryota, Metazoa, Mollusca, Bivalvia, Myida, Dreissenidae. Gene Ontology annotation, biological process: negative regulation of transcription by RNA polymerase II. Gene Ontology annotation, molecular function: DNA-binding transcription repressor activity, RNA polymerase II-specific. The transcript has a single exon. The coding region runs from base 1 to 1620 and encodes 539 amino acids. The record is from RefSeq and is a predicted model, not a curated record.
AUGUUGAAAUUAUACAAGUGUCGUUACUGUGGGAAGCAGCUAUCCACAAAGAACAGUCUUAUCCGUCACGAGCGCAUCCAUGUGGGGGAUCGACCUUGGCAGUGUAGCAUGUGCAACAAGACGUUUGCUGACAACUAUGGCUGCAUUAGACACAUCAAUACCCAUUUCAAGAAAGAUGAUAAAUCCUCUGUGAAAACAUCUCAAGAUAUAUAUACCAGUAACUUUUCUGAUUAUACAGCAACUGCACUAGACAAUUCACUAGAAAUGGCAACCUCCAUGCCACCUUUUGUGGCUGCAAAUGAUAUCUCAGCUGACUUGUCUGCGGGGAAUAUGAAUAGUGCUGCCAGUAUCAGCAUUAAUGGUACUUCUAGUUCUGAAGUUAGUGAUCCUAGUGCAUGUAUUUUGCCAGUUAUUGACAGUCAGUCAGCCGUUAUCAGUGAUUCUUGGAGUACCUGUCUGUCAGGUCCUGCCUCUAGUCUGCCAUAUCAGCAGAGCAACGAGGAAGAGGAACAAGCAUUUCUUCAGCACACAAAUACAAUCCACAAUGGAAAACCAGUCAAUGAGGGUCAGUCGGACAGCAGGUUACACACAGAAACUGAAGAAUGUAAACCAGCAGUUGCAAAGGAGAAAAAGUACCUGUACAAAUGUGCUAAAUGUUGUUCAUUCUUUCAUACUGAAUUAUUGUGCAUUGAUCACAUUAAACAAUCAUGCGGUAAAAUUUGCCUGAAUCUUCUCACAGUGGAUAAGCCUCAACAAGAUAACCUUGCUGGUCAAUCAGUGGUAAACAGUUCUUCUACAUCUAGUGAGUCCGAGACCUAUCUUAGCCAUAUACAGUGUUCCAUCUGUUAUUCUAUUUUCAAGGACAAAGCAUCAUGUCAGUUGCACAUCUCAAACGGUUGUCGAGACCCAGACAAAAAACCCAUGACCACACAAGUAGAGUCAACUGUUCAACCUCUGCAAACACAAGCUCAGUUUCUCCAAGCAGAAACGCAUAGUUUCAUUUCUGGGAAAAACCAAGCCAAACUUUUAUUGACAUCCACUUCAACACCAUCAUCUAUUUUUUCCGUCAUUGCUGACAAAGAUGUUGGUUCAAAUACAAUCAUUGCAGUCUCCCGACAGAAUACAGGAAGCAGCAACAUGGCCUUCAUUCCAUAUCCGGGUACUCAUAUUUCCACUCAGAAUCUGUCAGGCAUUCAUACAGCUGCAACAGUAAGCAAGGACUCUCAGUUUACAACUCUGAUACAAAAACCAGCCACUCAUGUAGGUUUACUGACUACUCAGACUCUGAUCCCACAGGGGUUAGGCACACUUACCUGUAAUCAGCUCCCUGGCAAGUCUGACAAGAAGAAAAAUAGUGGCGAUGAGAGUGAGAGGACCUGUCCCCUGUGCCACAAAGUGUUCACCAACAAACACAUCCUGAAACAGCACACAUUGAUCCACAUGGAUCGCAAGUUUGGCUGUAAGUACUGCAUGAAGAAGUUCCACAACAAGUACGGCCGGGACAGGCAUGAGAGGAUCCAUACAGGGGAGAUGCCCUUCUCAUGUCCAAGCUGUAAGAAAGCCUUCCGCGAUAACAGCACUUUCAGAAAACACACACGCUUGUGCUGCCCUGAUAAAUAAAUUGCCAGCUGUCUGAAUGGAAAUCUAUACAAAGGAAGAAAAUGCAAAUUGAUUACAAUGUCAGUGGUUGAGCACAAAAUUUAAUUGAGCCUUAAUCUGGGAAAAUGGGGCUUAACCAAUGUGCGUAAAGUGCCAUCCUAGAUAAGCUUGUGCAGUCAGCACAAACUUAUCAGGGACAUUACUUUCUGCUUAACAUGGAUUGUUCGAAGAGAAUGUUCCAUUAAACAAAAUUACAAUAGAGCGGAAAAAGACGUCUCUGAUAAGCUUGUGCGGACUGCACAGUCUAAUCUGGAAAGACACUACACAAAUGCAUAAACCUCUUCUUUCUAGAACGGGGCUCAAUUGUAUCUGAUAAAGGAAUUAUAGUAGAUUCAACAGCUCCUAACUUAACCCUUUUAUUACUUUUAAAUGAACCUAUUCAGCAUAGCUAUUGUUGUUUGUUUGUGCCUAUGAAAGACAAAACAUGUAUUUAUUUGUAAGAGCUCAUAGUAGCCAUGUAAUAUUUACAUUACUUAGAUCUUGUUUAGAGCCUAGUUAAGAUUUUUAUGCCUCCGGAUCGAUAGAUCGGGGGUAUAUUGUUUUUGUCCUGUCUGUCAUUCUGUCCCAAAACUUUAACUUUGGUUAAAGUUUGAUAACUUUUGCAAUAUUGAACAUACCAACUUGAUAUUUACCAUGCAUGUGUAUCUCAUGUAGCUGCUCAUUUUGAUUGGUGAAAAGUCAAGGUCAUCUUUCAAGGUCAAAGGUCAAAUAUCAUUGUAUUUUUCUUUCCUAAAACUUCAACCUUCGUUAAAGUUUUAUCAUUACUUUUUUAAUAUUGAACACAGCAACUUCAUAUUUGGCCUGCAUGUGUAUCUCGUGCAGCUGCACAUUUUGAGUGGUGAAAGGUCAAGGUCAUCCUUCAAGGUCAAAAUUUAAAAAAAUUGUAAUUUUCAUUUCUCCAUUCAAUCUCUUACUUACUUUCGUGCAGCUGCACAUUUUUAGUGGUGAAAGUUCAAGGUCAACCUUCAAGGUCAAAGGUCAAAUAUCAUUGUAUUUUUCUUUCCUAUAACUUUAACUUUCGUUUAAGUUUUAUCAUAACUUUUUAUGCCCCUGGAUUGAAUGAUCGGGGGUAUAUUGUUUUUGGCCUGUCUGUCUGUCUGUCUGUCAUUCUGUCCCAAAACUUUAACCUUGGUUUAAGUUUUGCGAUAACUUUCGAAAUAUUGAACAUAGCAACUUGAUAUUUGGCAUGCAUAUAUAUCUCAUGGAACUGCACAUUUUGAGUGGUGAAAGGUCAAGGUCAUCCUUCAAGGUCAAAGGUAAAAAAAACAAAGCAGCACAAUAGGGGGCAUUGUGUUUCUGACAAACACAUCUCUUGUUGAUCCUUUAUUUUUUUGUUGAUAGUUACUUUUGGUUCUAAAAUAAUGAUUUUCCAUGAUAUUUAUACAUUUAUUGUGAAAGAAUAUCUUGCAAACUUUAAAUAGUGGGAAAGUUGUCAUCCAGGUUAUUACACAUUAUGUUGUAUAAUGCUAUAAGUAUACAGGUUUGAAAAACUAGUGCAGUUACAUGGACUUUUUUGCUUGCAGCGACAGUGACUACAAAAUUAGACUUACAAUUUGAUGGAUGCUUGAUUUGUAAUGAAUUUAAAGUUAGCGUUUAAUAAAUGGUAGUUGAUAGAGUGAGGUUUAUAAAUACUGAACCAAAAAGAACAAAUUUCAUUGUUAGGCAUAAGUUAUAUUUUAUCAUCACUUGCCUCUAUCCCAGGUCUCAAAUUCAUUAAAAAUGUUCACAUCACUGUGUGUAUUUGCUAUGCUGUACACUGGAAGUAGCUUGCAGCUAUUUGUAUCUCACAGGUUAUUAAGCCCACGCAGGCUUAAAACAGCAUGCAGAAACAACCAGAUUAUUCCUAGUUUUGAUAAGACAGUUAUAAUUAUAUUAUUGUCAUUUUUAAUGAACAAUAAUUUUAAUUAUGUAUUGUAAUGAUUACAUAUGUAAGUUUUUAUUUGUGAAACAACAUUUCAUAUUUUCUUGAGUGUAGUAUAAUGAAGAGAAUGUGGAAUAGUUGCAUCUUUGUGCUUUUCUGUGUUGUGAAUUUAUUUUGAAAAUAUUUGUUUCUAUGUGAACCAAUUAAUGCAUGCAUGCUAUAAAAGUUGAUACAACAGUUUAAGGAGUGAAGUUGUUAUUCCUACUAUGAUAUAUACUUUUUUUCAGAUAUGCAAGAUCAUGGAUACAUAAUUGUGUUGGUGAAAGUAAUUGUUAGUACAAAAAGAAAUACAUGCACUUUCAUUACUGUUUCUUGUUGAGGAGUUAUAAAUGAAAGACACAUCAUGAAAUAAGUAAAUCACUUCUUUGUAUAAAACUGAAUUUAAUUUCAAUUGUAGAAAAUAUGAAAAUAUAGUUCUUUUAUUUUUUAAAUCAAUGAAAGUUUAACUUAUUCAUUACGUUUAUUGGGUCUCCAGUUCUUAAGAAGUUUGUUGAUAUGUUCAUGUCACUGGUGUUGGUCAUAUUUCAAGGAAUAAUUUGCAACAGUUUUAAAUCAAACUUGAUACAACUUUGUACAAGUAUUUUAAUUACGAACAUUUGGAAA